AUGAUAAUAGAGCCUGCAGGGCCCUCCCAGACUGUGUCCCCUGUGCUUGGCGAUAUACACAAAGUUGUUUCUAAAUGGGAGCUAGCUCAGUUGGCUAAGGUUCGACCAUUAAUAUUUGGUUUUAACGGACAAACAACCAUCAAGGAUUGUUUGAAAAUGCUUGAGAAAAAAAGUGCAGAGUAUAAUAUCAUCAAGGAGUUUACGGUAAAUAUUUUGUUCUUAACAAAAGUCUAUAUGAUGGGAACUAAGCACUUUGUAAAACACAUGCAGUUCAUCAAGUGGCCAGACCAUGGCACUCCUGCCUCAGCAGAUAUUUAUAGAAUUUGUAAUGUGAGGAAGAGCUACCUUACAGGACCCCUGAUUGUUCACGGCAGGGCUGGUGUAGGCCGCACGGGAGUGUCCCUAUGUCUGGGUGUUGCAUUCUGUGCCAUCAAAAAGAACUGCUCCUUCAACAUCCAGGACAUAGUGACCCACAUGAGACAGCAGCAUCGUGGCAUGAUUCAGAUGAAGCUGGCCAUCCUCACAGCCACCAAGAUCCCGUCUGGAAAGAGAAGAACAGCCUGGUGGUGGCCAAUGACCAAUUCCAGGAAGGGACCAACAGGCAGGAGGCAGCUGGGAAGCGUGUGCGUGACGGCGCUGGUGCGGGUUCACAGAUUAAGCUGCCGUCUGUGA
Lepus europaeus (European hare) is the source of this 672-nucleotide messenger RNA. RefSeq names its product protein tyrosine phosphatase non-receptor type 20 (gene PTPN20). The record is from RefSeq and is a predicted model, not a curated record. Gene Ontology annotation, molecular function: protein tyrosine phosphatase activity. Gene Ontology annotation, biological process: protein dephosphorylation. NCBI's taxonomy places the organism in Eukaryota, Metazoa, Chordata, Mammalia, Lagomorpha, Leporidae.